AUGCUCCUACAACUUCCUAUGUUUAUGCCUGUUGCAACUCAGGCAUCUCUGAAAGGUAUCACUCCUGAGCAACUUGAAGAGACUGGCUGUCGGCUGUGUCUGAACAACACAUACCACUUGGGUUUGAAACCAGGACAAGAAGUUUUGGAUGCGAUAGGUGGAGCGCAUAAACUUCAAGGAUGGGACCACAACAUUUUAACAGAUAGUGGAGGGUUUCAAAUGGUCAGUUUGCUCAAGCUUGCAACUAUUACUGAAAAGGGCGUUGAAUUCCUCAGUCCCCAUGAUGGUACACCUAUGCUUCUCACUCCUGAGCACUCCAUGUCAUUACAGAACAGUAUUGGCAGCGACAUCAUGAUGCAGUUGGACGAUGUCCUUGUCACAACCUCGCCCGACGCCGCACGUAUGCGUGAGGCUAUGGAGCGCAGCGUGCGAUGGUUAGAUCGAUGCAUCGCAGCUCACAAGAAGCCCGAGUCGCAGAACCUUUUCUGUAUCAUCCAGGGCGGUUUGGACCUUGAUAUGCGCCGAGAAUGCUGUCGCGAGAUGCUGGCUCGUGAUACCCCGGGUAUUGCCAUCGGUGGACUCAGUGGUGGUGAAGCUAAAGCCGAUUAUUGCAGAGUCGUUGCAGCCUGCACGGAAAUGCUGCCUGACUUGAAGCCGCGAUACGUUAUGGGCAUCGGCUAUCCUGAGGAUUUGGUUGUGAGCGUAGCGCUGGGCGCUGACAUGUUUGACUGUGUGUGGCCUACGCGAACCGCCCGAUUUGGCAAUGCAGUUACCAAACAUGGAGUUCUCAACAUCCGCAAUAAGAAGUACGCCACUGAUUUUGGACUCCUCGAGGAGGGUUGCAACUGCAUGGCCUGCAAGCCAACCGCUCAAGGAGGGAUGGGCAUCACUCGAGCUUUUGUUCACCACAACGCCUCUAAAGAGACGGUAGCAGCACACUUGCUGACCAUUCACAACGUUUACUACCAAUUGGAUCUCAUGCGACAAAUACGAGAGGCGAUUGUGGAGGACCGUUUCCCUGUAUUUGUUCGUCAGUUCUUUGCCUGGUUAUAUGCCGACAAGACAGAAUAUCCAGAAUGGGCGUCUGGGGCAUUGAAGGUUGUCGGUAUAGAUCUACUAUCGGAAUAG
This is a messenger RNA of Fusarium sp. VM40, 1128 nucleotides long. The record is from the annotation of a GenBank genome assembly. Lineage: Eukaryota; Fungi; Ascomycota; Sordariomycetes; Hypocreales; Nectriaceae.